GGGGACCAGGCCGUCCAGCCUAGUGGGGGGAAGCUUCGAGCGGAGUCGGCGCGGCGAGGGGCGCCACUCGUCAUGUCCAUGGAGGACCCCUUCUUUGUGGUGAAAGGGGAAGUUCAGAAGGCAGUGAACACUGCCCAGGGGCUGUUCCAAAGAUGGUCAGAACUCCUGCAAGAUCCAUCCACAGCUACAAGAGAAGAAAUUGACUGGACCACUAAUGAGCUAAGGAACAACCUAAGGAGCAUUGAGUGGGAUCUUGAAGACUUAGAUGAAACUAUUAGCAUUGUUGAAGCAAAUCCUCGGAAAUUCAACCUUGAUGCAGCAGAACUGGGUGUAAGAAAAGCCUUCAUCACAAGCACACGGCAGGUGGUCAGGGAUAUGAAGGAUCAAAUGUCAAAUACUUCUGUUCAAGCACUGGCUGAAAGGAAAAACCGGCAGGUACUUCUGGGAGAAAGUGGAACUCAUAGCUGGAGUUCGGGAGGCGACAAGUAUGUCCGCUUGGAUCGAGAAAUGCAGUCUGCAAAUUCACAUUUCAUUGAGGAUCAGCAGGUGCAGCAGCAGUUAAUCAUUGAACAGCAAGAUGAACAGUUGGAGCUGGUCUCUGGCAGCAUUGGGGUAUUAAAGAACAUGUCCCAGCGCAUUGGAGGGGAGUUGGAUGAACAAGCAGUCAUGUUGGAUGACUUCUCUCAUGAGCUGGACAGCACUCAGUCACGACUAGAUAACGUUAUGAAAAAGCUUGCAAAAGUGUCCCAUAUGACCAGUGAUCGGCGCCAGUGGUGUGCAAUUAUCAUUCUCUUUGUUAUCCUGCUGGUGGUGCUAAUCCUGUUUUUUGUGGUGUGACAGAUUUGGGCUCAGAUACUUUUCCUAGCUCCCUUCUCGAUGAAAUCUCAGAUACUGUUUCUGUCCACCAGAGAGAAUUCCCAUCAUAGAAAACCUGUUACGCUCUUCUGUGGAUGGACGUCGGGGGCAUGAUUCUGUCUUUCAUGGUUCUUCUGCCCAUAACCCUCACCAACUCGCCUGAGGAAAAAAUGGAAGACUAACAAGUACCCAAACUCUGCUAUCACAGGAAGCAGUUCCUGUAAGUUUUGUUUUUCUGUGCUGCUCUGUAAAGACAGGUGGUUCAGAGUGGGAGAGACCAUUGCCUGGUCACAUUUCCAUCCUAUUGUAGGUGUGAACCAUUUUCAGGAAGCACUCCAGAUGCCGUUCUUCUCCUUGUCAAAACCAGACUCUUGGCGUUGUCAGAAACCAGCAUACACACACGUGUGUGUGUGUGUGUGCAGACCACAAAGCGCACACCCCUUGCGUGAAAGAAUUCCUUUGCCGGCAGGAUUCUUUUCACAAGCCAGCAGCCCUGCCUGGCGAAGAACUGUAGGGGUCUUAAAAGGGGUGGAGGAAGGGGCCAACCAAAACCGCCACUACAUUUUCACUUCGGGCAUUUCAGUUUUCCUUCAGAACAGGAGCGCGCAAUUGAACCGUCAAGGAGAAAUAGCUGCAUGCCCAACUAUUGAAAUGCUAAAUAACUACACAGGACAGUGCACACUCAGACCUUUAAAACACAGAAACAUGGAAUGGGGAGAGCUUGAGCCUGUGCGUGUUGAAACAAAAAUGAAUGUGAGUCUUGGCACGUCUUGGAAGUCGGGACUCUUGCAAAUGCAGCCACAGCAAGUCCUGUGCCUGCCUGGAUCCUGGGCCGGCAGUAUUGAUCUCUGCUUCCAUUUAGCGAGGCACAUCUGGCUCUAGCAGGCUAGUGCAAACCAUGAGCAAAACCUACUGUUAUGUGUCCGAACUGUAACUAGGGCAGUGCUUGUCCCAACUUAGGCAGCUAUAGUUUGACUCUAAUUUUCAGACCUUUAACCUCAGUUUCACUGCACUGCAAAGUAGGAAACUAACUAAAAUCUUGCCUGCUUUUGUGUGUGUGUGAGAUAUUUUGGGCUUUGAAAGCCUUACCCAUAGGGGGCUCGUUCCUCCAUUUCUGCUGCUUUUUCAUUAACGGCUGUUUCUGUUUGGUGACCGUCAGACCUAACAUUUAAUGGCAGUUAAGGGGGAAAUGGUUUUCGCUCAGAGAGGGCCUCAUUCUGUCCUGUGUGUAUACUCGUGCACAUUAAAGAAGGAUAUACCUCACUAGAUGCACUAGUAUACAUAGGAUGUUAAAAGCUGUACUGUCCCUUUUAAAGUUUUAGAAACUUUAAAACUGGGACAAAACAAAGUAUGGUCAGAAAAGCCUAUGGAAGAAGCUAGUCAUUCAUCAUCAUUCCAAUCCUGUGAUAAUUUAGCCACUGUAGUUUUGAUCUUUUAAGCCUAAUUUUGUCACUUUGAUAGUGUAGUGGUAUUACACUAUCAAAAAUACAAGCAGGAUUUAAAAAUACAAGCUCCAGGCAACCUCUGAGGCCCAUUAAAGGUGUGAAAGAAAUCUCCUUUUAGUCAUAGAGGUGGUUGCUUAAACCAGCCCCUCUCAAAAAGAAGAUAUUACCUCCCAUGGUCGAUCUGUUAGCAGUAUUGCAGCUAGCUAAUUUAGACUCUGGACAACGUGUGUGUGUGUGUGUGUGUGUGUGUGUGUGUGUGUGAGAGAGAGAGAGAGAGAGAGAGAGAGGUGUAUUGCUUUACUGACUUCAAAACAUGGUGAGCCAGCCCUGCUGUAUUUGAGAGUCCCUUCUGCUUAUUCUGCUGAGUGGAGCCCUGGACUUCUGCCCCAAAGUCCUGUCCUGACAGCACCACUCCCCAUUUGGGACUCCUUUUCCUUUGAGCACCCCCAAACUGCAGCAGCUGCCAGGCCUAGCAGUCAUGCCUAAUGCCAACAGCACACUUUUACAUGCACACAGUGGAAUCUGAGCUACAAUCUCCUACUACCACUGAGAUUCACAUCUGGCCAUAUCUCCCUCAUGACCUGCACAAGAUCCGAAAUGCUUAGAGAUGUAUAUAUAGGUGCUCUACUGCCUGUUUCUUGCCCUCAUCCUUCACAAUUCAGGCUGGCAAGAGGGCCUUGAGGAGGUUGAAAAGGGGAUUUGGUUUGUUUGCGGUUUUACUAGUGAUAUGUUUUCUGUUUUUGCAAGACACUUUAAUGUGGGAAUAAUUUCAACAUUGUUUUUGCAAAACUGACAUUUGGUGGGGAUAUCUGGAAACUAGAGCAAGGUUCCCAAACGUUUAUACCAGAUCUUGAGCUGGGGAGGGCUUUCAUUCCUGGCACUACGUACUCAUAAGAAGAGCCCUGCUGGAUCAGACCAAGGGUCCAUCUAGUCCAGCACUCUGUUCACACAGUGGCCCACCAGCUGUCAACCAGGGACCCACAAGCAGGACAUGGUGCAACAGCACCCUCCCGCCCACGUUCCCCAGGAACUGGUGCACACAGGCUUACUGCCUCGAAUACUGGAGAUAGCACACAACCAUCAGGGCUAGUAGCCAUGGAUAGCCUUCGCCUCCAGGAAUUUAUCCAACCCCCUUUUAAAGCCAUCCAGAUUGGUGGCCAUCACUACAUCGUGUGGUAGUGAGUUCCAUAAUUUAACUAUGUGCUGUGUGAAGAAGUACUUCCUUUUACAUGUCCUGGAUCUCCCACCAAUGUUUCUACAUCCUACUGGGUGUAGUCUGCUUGCACUGCUGAGAUCAGUUUAGGUCCCCUGCUUUUCAUCUCUGGUUGAAGCUGCUGGUGCACAGGCAUGUGAAGAAGCCAGGCAGCUGCCAUUUCCUCCCAAAUACACAUCUCUUCCUUCCCCUUCUAUGGGCGUUGUUGUUGUUGUUACAUAGGUUAGCCUUAGGCUAAGGGACUCUGAACUCUCUUCAGUUCUGAUUAGUUUACACAUUCACUGAGGGAAUCGGAAGCUGAAGGAGUCAAACCUUGACACAGCCUCACCUAAUUUCAGCCAGAAGAGUGAUCUGAUUGAAAUUAGCAGAGUAGUUAACCUCUGUUGGGUGGCGCUUACACUUCUGUGUAGACUAGAAAUACUGAUGUGUGAAUGACCUGAGAUAGGUCGAAAAGGGAUGUGGCUGAAACAGCCAGCACUUCCACCUUUGAAUAGGCAAGAGGGGUUUAGGUUCUUUGAAAGCUUAGUGGGGUUCUUCAGUAAGGAUGGAAGAACCAGCUAUUUUUGAGCUUGCCUAAAAUCCCCCAAAAUAAUUUUGAAUCUAGUUUCAGCUUGCUCACGGUUUAGUUUUUGACCUGUUUUUCAGCUCAUUCAAAUGAGAAAAGUGCACAUAUCUAUGCUUAUUUUUCAAAAGUGUGCCCUUUUUCUCCAUUGACUAAAGUGUAAAAAUGUGUAUUUGUUUUGUUUUUUAAAAAAAAUAGACAUUUCAAAGUGCACAUCUCUACAAAAUAUACUUUUUCCAAAUGUGAUUGCAAAUUUGAGAAUUUGCAACCAUUUCUUGAAAAGAAGUGCUCCUGUUCAUGUUUGGGACUGGUCUGCAUGAUUUCGGAACAGAAAUGAAAUUUCUGGCACAGCUCUGCUCUUUAGCUGAAAUUAAAUGACCCACGUAAGUGAGAGAGUGAGAGCGAGGCUCAUCGUCACUUCUGAUCUCCCCCAAAACACGUGGCCACAGGAGCAGGGAGAGUGGUCUAAGGGAGCCGAAAUUCAUGCAGCCAGCAGGAAAGGACAGCUGGCCGGGCCAGCGCAUCACCUGCCCUGGUAGCUGCCUUCGCACUUCAGCAGUGUGCUGGGGCUUCCGGGCAGAUGUGGAGAGGUUCCUCACUACAUGAUUCCAUAUGGGAAGGGAAACCCUAAAGGUGGAACUUUUGAACACAACUACUUUACUGGGUCACCAAGCUGUUCUCUCCUCCACCCUCCUUCCCUUUUCAUCUCUUCCAUGAUGGGGAGGACAGGUACCUCACCCCAACUGUUCCCAUGUUCUAGAAAAUCUGCAUUGUACACAACACCCCUAAACACGAAUAGUUGAAAGACUGGAUGUUCUCUGCUCUUUGGUUUUUCCAAGGGUAUCUUCCUAUCCAUUUCUUACAGAUGUUUCAGCCUGCAUUUUAAAAGCUUGCUCAUUAGUGAGAAUUGAGCCUUGUUCUUGUAUUUUAGCGUUUGUGGCAUACAUCCUCUUUAAGGGCAUUUUUAACAUUUUAAAAAAACAAAAACCUGGGGUGUUGUUUUGUUUUUGUUUCUAAGUGGACUGCCUACACUCCACCUGCUUCAUAAGAGAUUCAUACUGUAAUGGUCUUUCAUACCGUAACGGUUCUUGACUGUGCCCCUUAAAGUGAAUUAUGUAGUUUACCCCUUAAAUCCUGCUUGUAUUUAAUACCACCCCCCCUUGCCAAAGAGGGUAAGUAUUGAACUAACAAAAGUCUCUGUGGCUCUGAAUGUCCCCCCUUUGAAUGGGGCUGGCUUCUCAGCACUGCUGUAACAAAGGAGACUUUUGUAUGUGUGGACAAUUCUGCUGUGGCUGCCUCUUCAGAACAGGCAACGCUUUUGUUUUGAACUAAAUUCCAUGAAACAGCUAAUUUUAGACGUGAGGUUAGAAGACUUUUGAGACUUGCUUUCAAAAACAAAAAGAUGCCUCUUGGGCUCACCCCUGCGGAGGAAGGACAAAGCUGCACCGGUCCAGGUGUUUCCAGCAGAGCACAAGAGUUGGCUGUCCACUCCAAAAAGAUGACAGAUUAUACUGACCCAUCCUCUUCCACAAGAACUGCUUGCUUUUAUUUCCUCCUGCAUUUUGUACGUGCCUUAAUGAGACUUUUAACUGUAUGACUAAUGGGAUGGAUGUCGCAACAUGAUUACAGCGAAGGUGUUUUAGAAAGAGGAGGCUAUUUGUAAACUCUAGGCCACGCUGCAUAAGUAUGCUAAGCACUAGUGGGCUGUGAGUGACAAUGAAAUUGUUCCAGGCUCCUGUGAGAUUCUGAGCAGGCUUCCUUGCUCUCAGCCUCUGCCAAGGGUAAGUGAUUUUGCUGGAACUCUGCCCUGGGAGUGACUGGAUCAUUCAAGCACACUCACUGCAGAGCUGUGCCACAUUUACUUGUCCUUGGGGGAGGUUGCUUGCUGCAUCUCUGCGAGAGUAACUGGUCUGGACACACCUUUCAUUGAGAAAGGCAUAUGAGUAUCCUCUGGCUGUAAUUCAGAAAAAAUACAUUCCUCGGGUGUUAACACUUUGAUACCUGUGAUGCUUUAGGUUUCUGUCAGGACAUAUAAUUUAGGGACAUUCCAGUCGAUCUGACAAACUCCUUCACACAGACCUUCCUGAUAUGCUUAGGCAUAGCCAGUGUAUUGCGUGCAACCACACGUGGCGGUAGAUGGACAGCUGCCUGCUUGACUUCUUGUUGUUUAAUGACGUUACCCAUUUUCAUUUAAGACAGUGCUCCAUUGUUCCAUUAUUUUAUGUGUGUCAAGGAACUCUAGCAGCCAUAGGGGCUAUGUGCUAACAGCGAUAGCAGGCAGCAGCUGCUAGUUCUUGUGUGCGAGGCCCGUAGCUUGUCUCCUUGAUUGCAGGAGAGCAAACAUGUCCAACUAUACAGACCUGUGUUCAUGGCUCUCCCACACUAGAGGCCUUCAAGAGGCAGCUGGACAGCCAUCCGUCAGGGAUGCUUUAGGGUGGAUUCCUGCAUUGAGCAGGGGGUUGGACUCGAUGGCCUUGUAGGCCCCCUCCAAAUCUACUAUUCCAUGAUUCUAUGAUCAUACAAGCUGAAAACAUGUCGAAUGCUGCUUAAGCCAAAUCACCUCUUUUCUUUCCACUAUUCUGGCUUGAGUUAGCAUUCUCCUUUUCAUUAAGCCCUUUUAAAAUGCCACAAAAGAAGAGCAGAGUUAAAUUCACACUCAACUGAAUUCAGUGAAAGUUGUCCAGAUGCCAGGAACAGUGAGGGUGUGUGGGGAGAGAAUUCUUUUUCUCUCACGCAGCAUGUUCUAGGUGCCGCUCUACCCAUGUGGAGCUAACAAACAGGGCGGCAUAGGGCAAAGGAUCUUGUGCCGCUUAAAAGGAGGUGGGGGCGAUACCGUGGAGAAGCCGUGCUAAAAGUGUGAACUGCAAGUAGGGGCGACUCCAGUUGAAAUCUCCCCUCAAGCCAUGAAUCUGUACAGUGGCCUUAGGCGAGCCACCCUCUCAAUCUCAGUCUGCUCUUUCGAGGCUGAAAGAAAAGAACUAUUUUUCUGAAUCGCUCAUGCCCCCAACUACCACACACAUCAGCCUGAUCUAUAUAUCUAAAGUUCUGUGUUAAAAAAUGCAAAUCAGCCUUUGGAGGCUCAACCCUUCCUUUCCCCCCUCCCCUCGGGAAGGACGCUCACUAUUUCUAAACACGUAGGAAGUGGUAUUUUAAUCUAUUCCCCGCAUAGGUUUGCUAGGAGUGGAUCAUUUGGGCAUUAAUAUACCAUUUCAUUUACCCAUUAUAUGGCAAGUUAAUGUAGUGCUGUUAAGGUCUAGCUCAUGUAUCACUCAGGCUAAUUAACCUCCUUUGGACCUGCUAUACAAGAGGAGGAACAACCACAGUGGAAAAAUAUUUGCCAUUUUGCUUGUGCAUGCAAGCGAAAUUGAAGGGGGCAGUCCCCUUCUUUUGGAAAGAGGGCAGUCGGAGCUUUGUAAAGCACCAUUUACGUGAUACAUCAUCAUCAUAAAUUUUGUCAGUUACCUGUCCACACCACUUGAAUAUCAGGCUCUGAACUGCUGCGCAGCAAAUUCAAACAAAGCAGAACAAACAACUUCAGAUAGUUUUUUAAAUGCUCUGUGGAGAUAAUCUAGCCAACAUUUCCAGUGGGAAAAAUUGGAAAUCUGGGUCUGAGUUAACACAAAAGGAUUGCAGCAUAGAUCCUUGGGUGAAAACAUACAGGCAUUGAGUGGGGAUGAAUUUAACCGUUGCAACUAAAAUAAAUAGUGCAAUUCUGAAAAGAUGUCAACUGCUGUUUCCUGUUCUUGCUGUAGAAUCAUGGUUGUAUUCAGAAAAGGCUCUUGCGACAGUAUUAAAAAUGGAGAUGGAUUUA
Molecule: messenger RNA, 7886 nt
Organism: Elgaria multicarinata webbii
Lineage: Eukaryota; Metazoa; Chordata; Lepidosauria; Squamata; Anguidae
Gene: STX6
Product: syntaxin 6
Exons: 8
Coding region: 73-837 (254 amino acids)
Biological process (GO): Golgi vesicle transport; retrograde transport, endosome to Golgi; vesicle fusion
Cellular component (GO): synaptic vesicle membrane; endomembrane system; SNARE complex
Molecular function (GO): SNARE binding; SNAP receptor activity
Source: RefSeq, a predicted model, not a curated record